Gongylonema pulchrum is the source of this 192-nucleotide messenger RNA. Lineage: Eukaryota; Metazoa; Nematoda; Chromadorea; Rhabditida; Gongylonematidae. The record is from the annotation of a GenBank genome assembly.
AUGCGUAAUUUGGGUUUGGAGCCUCAAAAGAAUGAACUUGAACAAAUUAUUGAGGAAGUAGACCAGAUGGGAAAUCACGAAAUUGACUUUCAUGAAUUCUGUGAUGUGAUGAAACGUAUGAACGAUAAAAAGAACAGCUGGAACGAUGUGGUGCGGGAAUGUUUUGCCGUUUUCGACAGGGUAAUGCCAUAA